AUCUUCACAUACAAGAAUAGCAAUUACUCACCUUUUCCUGUGAUGUCAUGGACUGAAGCAUGUUGUCAAAAAAGGAACUUUGGAACUACUAUUCCAUGUUCUGACCGUAGCCCCUCUAACACAGUUCCUGAGUCAGUUCAUAAUUUGAGGCCAGGAGACAUAAAAGUUAUAGGUGCCCUUGGAGACUCAUUAACAUCAGCAGUUGGGGCUGGAGCUUCACCAAACAAUCUUAUUGAAUUGCUGAUAGAAUAUCGAGGUGUCUCAUGGAGCGUUGGUGGAAAUGAAAACCUAACAACAGUCACAACGUUAGCAAACAUUAUUCGUGAGUUCAAUCCUUCUCUAGUGGGCUUUUCCAUUGGCAACGGAAAAGAGAACAAACCUAACUCUUACUUGAACCAAGCUGUGUCAGGAGCUCAUUCUGGUGAAAUGAUACAACAGACCAGAAAGCUAAUAAAUUUGAUGAAGAAUGAUUCUAACAUAAAUUUCCAAGAAGAUUGGAAGAUCAUAACCCUUUUUAUAGGAGGAAAUGACCUUUGUGAUUAUUGUAAUGAUUCUAUAAAAAGUUCUCCUGAGUACUACAUAAUGAACAUACAGUCAGCGCUGGAUUUACUCCAUAAAGAGGUGCCUCAUACAUUUGUGAACCUGGUAUCACUACUUAAUGUGAUACCUGUGAGGAAACUGUAUCAGGAGACGAGCAUUUACUGCCCAAGAUUGAUUAUGAGGUCAGUGUGUGGAUGUAUUUUCAAACCUAAUGAUAAUUCCUCUGAAAUUGAGAAGGUGGAGUUUUUAAAUAGAAGAUAUCAGGAAGAAACUCAUCGUUUAGUCGAGAGUGGAAGGUAUGACACAAGAGAAGAUUUCACUGUGGUUGUGCAACCAGUGUUUGAAAAAGCAGAGAUACCUCAGACUCUGAAUGGGCUGCCAGAUGCUUCAUAUUUUGCCCCAGACUGUUUUCAUUUCCACCAGAAGCUUCACACCCAGGCUGCUCGGGGGCUGUGGAACAACAUGUUGGAACCCAUUGCAGAAAAGACAAGAAUACAAAGAUUUGAACCUGAGAUAACACUCAAAUGUCCAAACCAGGCCCAGCCAUAUUUAAUGACAUACAAAAACAGCAACUAUACUUACCACAAGGAAAAUACUCCAGUUUAUGGAAGCCAGAUGCUGUGCAAGGAUAAAGCACCAUCCAUUGAAUAUCCUACUUCAGUGCAUAGCCUAAAACCAUCUGAUGUACGAGUAAUAGCUGCCUUGGGAGAUUCCUUGACUGCUGGUAUUGGAAUAGGAUCAGCACCAAAUGAUAUGUGGGAUAUGCAUACACAAUAUCGAGGCCUGGCUUGGAGCAUUGGAGGAGAUGCUUCAUUAAAGAAUGUAACAACUUUACCAAAUAUCCUUCGUGAAUUCAAUGCUAACCUCACAGGCUAUUCAAUUGGUAUUGGUGAAUUUACUGAGGCAAAUGCCGCUCUCAAUUUGGCAGUUCCAGGAGCGCAGGCUAAGGAUCUACCAGUUCAAGUAAAGCGCCUUGUAAAAAAUAUGAAAAAUGAUUUGAAAGCCAAAUUCAACACUGACUGGAAGGUCAUAACAAUAUUUAUUGGAAUCCAAGAUCUCUGCAACUAUUGCAAAGAUACUAACCACUAUUCAGCGGUAAACUUUUCAAAUCAUGUUCAAGAAGCACUUGACUUGCUUCAUACAGAGGUACCUAAAGCUCUGGUUAACCUGGUGGAGGUGAUGGAUCUUCUCCCUUUAAGGCAACUGUUUCUAGAUAGCAGAUUACCAUGUGCUGUGCACUUAGCAGAAGAUCAUUGCAGUUGCCUUCUUUCCCUUGAAGAAGGCUCAUUAGGUCUCCUGAUAUUGGAGGAAGCAAUCAAAGCUUAUCAGAGCAAAAUACAGAAACUAAUUAAGAGUCACAAGUAUGAUACUCGAGAAGAUUUUACAGUUGUACUACAGCCAUUCCUCCGUAAUAUUUCAUUACCUGUUUUACAGGAUGGGCGACUAGAUACCUCCUUCUUUGCACCAGACUGUUUUCAUUUUAGCCAAAAAUCACAUUCCCAACUUUCUAGAGCUCUCUGGAACAAUAUGCUUCAACCUGUUGGAAAAAAAGCUGUUUCCUUCGAUUUUAUGGAUAACAUAACACUGAGUUGCCCUUCUCCGCAACAACCUUUCCUGCGUACCUUCAAAAACAGCAAUGCCACAAAUCCAUCAGAAAAUCCUACCAAGUUGCCAGACCAGAACUGGGGUAGCAAACUGCCAUGUUCUGUACAGACUGAAUCCAGAGAAGUCCCCACAUCAGUGCACAGGCUGCAGCCAGCUGACAUUCGAGUGAUAGCAGCACUUGGUGAUUCAAUGAUGAUUGCUGAAGGUGCUAAAGCAAUUGGUUUGAAUGAUAUCAAAACAGCUUGGAGAGGACUUUCCUGGAGCACUGGAAGUGAUGGAAGCUUAGAGACUCACACAACAUUACCUAACAUUUUGAAGAAAUUUAAUCCAGGCCUCAUUGGUUUCUCCACUGGCACCCAGAAGGAAACUGCUGGGUUCAAUGUAGCUAUGGGAGAAGCCACAACCUGGAAUAUCUCAGCCCAAGCACAUGAAUUGGUAGAGCUCAUGAAAAGGAACCCAGACCUGAACUAUGAGGAGGACUGGAAGUUGGUUACCAUUUUCAUUGGAGUCAAUGACCUCUGUCAACACUGUUUAGAUAAGGAAGCAUAUUCAGUGGAAAAAUAUGUAAACCACCUCCAGGAAGCUCUUGAUAUCCUUUACAAGGAGCUCCCUCGGGCCUUUGUCAACAUGGUGGAAAUAAUGGAACUCACUGGACUGCGUCAGAUAGAAAGGGAAGAAUCCAAAUGCAUCCUUCCAGGGGUGAGCCUUUGUCCAUGUUUUCUAAAUCCUUGGGAUAACUCUUUCAAUCUGCAAGAAAUGGAGAUAAUUAACAGAGAUUUCCAGAUUAAAAGUGCAAUGCUAUUCAACAGUGGCCGUUAUGAUCAACGGGAGGAUUUUGCCAUUGUUGUGCAACCAUUUUUCCGAAACAUCUUCCUACCACUAGACAGUGAAGGGAAACCAGACCUGAGUUUCUUUGCAGUGGAUUGCUUUCAUUUCUCUGAGAGAGCUCAUGCUGAGAUGGCUGUGGCAAUCUGGAAUAAUAUGCUGGAGCCGGUUGGCUAUAAGCAGUCAUAUAAACAUUUCACAAAGGAAAGACUGAAGCUCAAAUGUCCAACCUCAGAAUACCCAUAUCUUUUCACAUCGAGAAAUAGCCAAAUAUACAAUUCGGGACUUGAAACAAAGUCCAAUGGAGACAGUGUGCCUUACUGGGCUGUGAUUAUAGCGGCCACAACUGGAAUUUUGGCAGGAUCCCUGAUUGUUUGGGGUGUGAUGACUCAUAAAAUCAACAAACACUCAAGGGCAAGAUAUGCAGCAGCUGAAGAGAAGACAACGCUGUAA
Thamnophis elegans (Western terrestrial garter snake) is the source of this 3423-nucleotide messenger RNA. RefSeq names its product phospholipase B1 (gene PLB1). The record is from RefSeq and is a predicted model, not a curated record. The transcript has 42 exons. Gene Ontology annotation, biological process: phospholipid metabolic process. Gene Ontology annotation, cellular component: brush border membrane. Lineage: Eukaryota; Metazoa; Chordata; Lepidosauria; Squamata; Natricidae. The coding region runs from base 43 to 3423 and encodes 1126 amino acids. Gene Ontology annotation, molecular function: retinyl-palmitate esterase activity; phosphatidylcholine lysophospholipase A1 activity; A2-type glycerophospholipase activity.